Messenger RNA from Monodelphis domestica (gray short-tailed opossum), 5211 nucleotides. It is a transcript of the gene FZD1, whose product is annotated as frizzled class receptor 1. NCBI's taxonomy places the organism in Eukaryota, Metazoa, Chordata, Mammalia, Didelphimorphia, Didelphidae. Gene Ontology annotation, molecular function: Wnt-protein binding; Wnt receptor activity. Gene Ontology annotation, cellular component: plasma membrane. The record is from RefSeq and is a predicted model, not a curated record. Gene Ontology annotation, biological process: canonical Wnt signaling pathway; non-canonical Wnt signaling pathway.
ACAGGCCUAGGCUGGGCACGACCGGUGUGGAGCGAUGAACAACAGCCACUCCCAACCCUGGCUGACUUAGAGGUCUUCAAGGAAAGACCGCCCUGAUUUCAAGAGGCUUCAGCCAGAUACCGAAUUCUCCAAUUCCUUUUACAGGGAAUUUUUCUGUGCUCUGGAUCCCUUGGGCAGUCUAUGGAUCUCUUCUCUGAAUAACGUUUUUAGAUACAAAAAUACACAAGAUUCCAAAGGAAACCAAUUCUAAUGUUAUACAGGUAGCAAAAUAAAAUAAAAUGUAAAAACCUUUAAGCACCCCGGGCUGGAAGCUCUGUUCUAAAGAAUUAAGGGGCACUUUUCUUAGCUUUUGUCUCUGGCUUAAUGAAUGGAGGAGGAAGGUGAGAGCCGCGGACUUUACUUUCUUGAUUUCCGUCCAAAAACAGGUUUUGUGUUGGUUGUCGCUCGGAUAAUCAGAACCCAGAAAGAACUUUUCCUUCUGGUUCACAAAAAGCGAGGCACAGCUCGCAGAAGCACCCCGUAAGGUCUGCCAAGCCCAGGCUCCCAAGUGCCAAGAAUGGCCCGAGAAUUCGAUUCACUGAAAACUUUGACAGACACAAGCUUAAACGCCGUGAGCCCCUUCAUUCAGAAGCAGCUAUUCUGAGGGCUGUUCCCUAUUUGCUACGUUGUAACCAGCGUGAAGAGCAGAAUUUUUAAACAUGAAAAUGAAGAAAAGGAGAGUCUCCCGGUCUGCCAACUCCUAUUCAUUCUCCCCAACAGCAUAUGGGACUAUUCUCCUGCGGGUCCUGCCUCUUUCUUCGGCUAAAGCAAAAGCAAUCAAGCCUGUCCCGCCGCAGACCAAACCCCACUCUUUGUGCCCGAGCUUGGCUCGCCAACGCACCGACUCCCCCCUCCUCCCUCCACCUCCACCUCUUCUGGCCUACAAGUAGACAGUGGCUAGCUCUUUUUCGCCGGGAAGCGGAUGCAGUGAUUGGGUGACGAUCCCUUAGCCCACAAGUUCCGCGUCGGUUUCAAGGCUCCUCCCUCUAAGUGAAAGACAGACUCCGGGGCGCCUGGAAACCGGUCGGGGAGAGGGAGAGGGAGAGGGAGCCCAGUUGAGGGAUUGACACAAAUGGUCAGGCGGCGGCGGCGGAGGCGGAGGCGGAGGCGGAGGCGGAGGCAGAGGUGCGCUCUCGCCGGGGCCCGGGACGCCGGAGCUGCGCCGCUCGCCGCCGAGCGGCAGCGCCCGCCGGACAAACCGGCACUCGGGGCUCUCCCCGGUUCGACCCCCGCCGACACUUCAUGAAUCGUCAGUUUCCGCGGCGGCGGCGCCGGCUGCGGGACGCGGAGCUAGCGCAGGGCGACGAGGGCAGCAGCUCGGGCGGAGCGGCGCCCGGGACGGGGCUGAGAAAGUAUGGCUGAGCUGGGGGCUCCUAGGACGGUCGCGACCGGCGGUGAGCGCCGGCAACUUUGUGCGGCGGCGCUCGGGAGAUUGCCGCUGCCGCUGCUACUGCUACUGCUGCUGCUGCUACUGUCCGCGCUGCCGUCGGGGGUCCGGACGCAGGCGGCCGGGCAGGGGCAGGGGCAGGGGCCGGGCCCCGCCGGGCAGCCACCGCAGCCUCCGCCACCGCAGCAGCCUCAGGCGGGAGGGCAACAACCGCAGCCCCAGCCCCAGCAGCAGUACCACGGCGAGCGCGGCAUCUCCAUCCCGGACCACGGCUACUGCCAGCCCAUCUCCAUCCCGCUGUGCACCGACAUAGCCUACAACCAGACCAUCAUGCCCAACCUGCUGGGCCACACGAACCAGGAGGACGCUGGGCUCGAGGUGCACCAGUUCUACCCGUUGGUGAAGGUACAGUGCUCGGCUGAGCUCAAGUUCUUCCUUUGCUCCAUGUACGCGCCUGUGUGCACAGUCCUGGAGCAGGCGCUGCCUCCCUGUCGCUCGCUGUGCGAGCGGGCCCGCCAAGGCUGCGAGGCACUUAUGAAUAAGUUCGGCUUCCAGUGGCCCGACACGCUCCGCUGCGAGAAGUUCCCCGUGCACGGCGCCGGCGAACUCUGCGUGGGCCAGAACACGUCGGACAAGGGCACCCCGACCCCCUCGUUGCUCCCAGAGUUCUGGACCAGCAACCCCCAGCACGGGAGCGGAGCCGGAGCCGGGGGUGGCCGCGGAGGAGGCGGCAUCGGAUCCGGGGGCGCCUCCUCCUCGGAGCGGGGCAAGUUCUCCUGCCCGCGGGCGCUGAAAGUGCCCUCCUACCUCAACUACCACUUCUUGGGGGAGAAGGACUGCGGCGCCCCAUGCGAGCCCACCAAGGUGUACGGCCUCAUGUACUUCGGUCCGGAGGAGCUGCGCUUCUCCCGCACUUGGAUUGGCAUCUGGUCUGUGCUCUGCUGUGCCUCCACGCUCUUCACGGUGCUCACGUACCUGGUGGACAUGCGGAGAUUCAGCUACCCGGAGAGGCCCAUCAUCUUCCUCUCAGGUUGCUACACUGCAGUGGCUGUGGCCUACAUCGCCGGCUUCUUGCUGGAGGACCGGGUGGUAUGCAAUGAAAAGUUUGCCGAAGAUGGGGCCCGAACGGUGGCCCAGGGCACCAAAAAGGAGGGUUGCACUAUCCUUUUCAUGAUGCUGUAUUUCUUCAGCAUGGCCAGCUCCAUAUGGUGGGUGAUCCUCUCUCUCACCUGGUUCCUGGCAGCGGGGAUGAAGUGGGGCCAUGAGGCCAUUGAGGCCAAUUCACAGUAUUUCCACCUGGCAGCCUGGGCAGUGCCAGCCAUCAAGACUAUCACCAUUCUGGCACUGGGUCAGGUGGAUGGAGACAUACUCAGUGGGGUGUGCUUUGUCGGGCUGAACAACGUGGAUGCUCUGAGGGGCUUCGUGCUGGCACCCCUCUUUGUUUAUCUCUUCAUUGGUACCUCCUUUCUCCUGGCUGGCUUCGUGUCACUCUUCCGAAUCCGAACCAUCAUGAAGCACGAUGGCACCAAGACGGAGAAGCUAGAGAAGCUCAUGGUCCGUAUAGGAGUCUUCAGCGUCCUCUACACGGUACCUGCAACCAUUGUCAUUGCCUGCUACUUUUAUGAGCAAGCCUUCAGAGAACAGUGGGAACGAAGCUGGGUGGCCCAGAGCUGCAAGAGCUAUGCCAUCCCUUGCCCUCACCACCAGGGUGGUGGCGGUGGCCCUCCCCACCCACCCAUGAGCCCUGACUUCACAGUCUUCAUGAUCAAGUACCUCAUGACAUUGAUUGUGGGUAUCACCUCUGGGUUCUGGAUCUGGUCAGGAAAGACCCUCAACUCUUGGAGAAAGUUCUAUACCAGACUUACCAACAGCAAACAAGGGGAAACCACCGUUUGAGAGGGAAACGUCCAUCCCACAGGCACACAGCCCCAACAAAAAGCCAUUUCCAGUUUCCUCUACUUUCCCAUCCCUGAAAAGGUAGCUCCAUCGGAUUCAUUCCACUUGUUUGACUCUGGGCUGUACGUGGGCUCUUUCCAGAUGUGCUUCCUCUCACACAUUUAAAAAACAAACAAACAAACAACAACCUUCAAAUCUCUAGAACCCUCCCUGGAAGCAAGCAAACAAGGGGACUUAACUGCUAGGAGAGAUUUGGGACAUACUGAAUAUUGGCACCUCACUCUCUGGUACCAAGACUUUAUGGUUUUAUGAUUGUAAAUAGCCUGUGUAAGAUUUUUGUAAGUAUAUUUGUAUUUAAAUGAUGGAAAAAUCACGUUUUUAAUUAUUUAGGGAUUUUUAACCAUUCCCAGAUUUUCUUCCCUGGGUGUUUUCCUCCCCAAAUAUUCCAAAAAGAAAAGGGGAGGGGGGCUCCCAUUCCCUCCUUCACACAGGUUUUUCAGAGCCAUCUGCUCGGGGUUGAGCAGAGAAGUCUUGAUUUUGUUGCCAUGUCUGACAAUUAUCCCCUCCUUUCCCUCUGACCCCACCUCCCUUUCUGAAGUGGGGUGGGGGAAUUCAGAUCUCUUCCAGCCUUCCAAACCCUAAACUGGGAGCCCUGCCAGUCCCAAUUCCACCCUCCCCUGGGGGCAGAUUCUGAAGCCUUGUCUUUUUACUUUAUAAAACUGAAUUUUCUAUGUGAACUGUGCUCAAAGCUCACCAGGGACCUGACAGAUUGUGGGUGCUGACAGUCCUCAGCCUUCUACCACAACCCACCUCUCAUUCCCAGGCACUCUUAAUACUGACAUUUAACCUGGUUUGAGGGUGAAUAGGAUGUGAAUUCCAAGCUUGUUUUCCAGUCUACUUUUUUAUGGAUGAACUCAUUUUUUUUUUCCCUGAGUGUGUAAAAUCUGAAAUAGAUUUGGCCAACCUCAUGGAAAAAAAUGUGGUGACUGAGCUUUCAGAAGAGGCAUCACACUUUGUGUGGGUUGGAAGAGACUGAAAAUGGUGGUUUGAAAAUGUUAAUUUCAAUUGUAGACUCAUUUUUGGCAGUCUGCCUCCUCGAUUGAGACAGCUCAAGUGUUUAUAGUUUACUCUUCUGUAAACAAAACAGUUGAGAUCACCUGGAAAUCUUUAUUGGAAAAUUGAUAUUUAUUGUCAUUAACAGAACAACAAAAUAUAAACAGGAUCAGAAAACUUAAGGAGUUUAGGAAUAUGGGUUUUCUCACAGUGUAUUGCUCUAGUCACUUUUUGAGAUCAAUUUACAAAGGAGUUACUAAUUAAUCUUAUAAUGCAGAACUCUGUAAGCAAGCAAACAAAAAAUGUACAUUGUUAACCCAUUCUCCUUAUUAAAAAACUGAGACUAGGUAAUGGGGUGGGGGAGGGGGGAAACAGUCCAUACCCCCUGAUGAAGAACUUGAGAAGAUCCUGGAAGGUUCACUUCAUCAUUACAAUGAUAUUGCAUACUUACAGGGAGAGAAGGAGAUCAAGUUCUGCUCCCCAAAAAACGUGGGUGCUUCUCCUUCCCUCACAGAUUAGUACAUGUAAAAAAAAUGAACAAAUCAUAUUUUUAUUUUGUGAAUUUGUGUGGAAGGAAAGGAGGAGAAAUGCAGUUGUCCUGAUUGCAUUGUUUUAAACUUUAAGAAUAUAUCAUAAAGGCUGUACUUAAGGUCCUAAAUUAAUCUGUGACUGUCAUAACCCUAAAAUGCAAAGGUUUCUUUUUUUAAAAAAUUGGUAUGCAUUUAUUCUGUUCACUAUCACAAGAUCAUCUAUAUUUAUAGAGGAAUAGAAGUUUAUAUAUAUCAAAUAUCAUAUUUUUAAUUUCGCAAAUAAAAAAAUUGAGGUUUUGUAUAAAA